Molecule: messenger RNA, 6860 nt
Organism: Prinia subflava (tawny-flanked prinia)
Lineage: Eukaryota; Metazoa; Chordata; Aves; Passeriformes; Cisticolidae
Gene: MCTP2
Product: multiple C2 and transmembrane domain containing 2
Exons: 23
Coding region: 393-3209 (938 amino acids)
Biological process (GO): regulation of neurotransmitter secretion
Cellular component (GO): synaptic vesicle membrane
Molecular function (GO): calcium ion binding
Source: RefSeq, a predicted model, not a curated record
CACCGCCCCGGCAGGCGGGAGGGGACGGGCCCGGGCCCGGGCGGAGGUGACAGAGGCGACAGCCGGGACAGCCACACGUGCCCGGCCGGGAGCGGCGGAGCCUGUGCGAUCCAUGGGCGGCUACGGGCGCUGCGCGGCGCCGGCCCCGCCGGCAGAGUAAGGAUGAUUGUUCAGCUGCUAACCACGGAAGAGUCUGUCUGUGAGGAUAUUCCUGUGCACGGAAGUGUCCCUGUUCCCUUACCAUGUACAUACAGUGAAUGAUUUUGUUUCAGCUCUUUUAUUCCUGACCCUCCCAGCUGUGUAAAUGCUCACAGUGAAUCAACUCAAAGUCACCCUGGGAAUCGCUGGAGCUGUUCUGUGCAGGAGGCAUCGCUGAGAUCCCCCUCGCAGCCAUGGACUUGGAUAAACAAUCUGUGUGGGGAUCCCUGAAACAGAAGACCCGGCCGUUCCUGCAGAACCUGAGCGUGAGGAAGACGAAGAAGAGGUCUGGCAAACUGCUGGAGAGGAAGGGCCACUCCUUGGACCGCUGCCUCAGCGUGUCCGUGCCCGACAUGCUGGAGGUGGAGACUCUCAUGGAAGAAGAAGAAGAAGAAGAAACGACCUACUCGAGUGCUCAGGUGCUGUCGAGGUGCUCCCCCCAGAGCUUCUCCAGGUCUGUGGUGUCCCUGAGAAGCAGGAGCGCUUCGGUGAAGGCGGCGGGAGAGGACUGGCUGUGGGCGGCACAGCAGGGGACAGGCACGGAGGUGACAGUCACCCCCCCAGACACACAAACUGUGGGCAUUCACCUGCUGUCCUCACGAGGAGCUGAGGCUGUGGGCAGCCCUGUGUCCGUGGGGAAGAGGAAACCCAGCGAGGAUCUCUUUGAGCUGCUGCAGAGCUCCCGCCUGAGUGCCGCGCUGAGCGACGACGGCACAGAGUACCCCUGUGGAGAAAUGGAUUUUGACUCUUCCCUAUCAUCUCAAAAUUUUGAUGACCAAAUGGCUCUGGAGGAAGCAAACGACUGCCUGAGUGACCUGCCCAGCCCCUUUGCCUACCUGCUGACCAUCCACCUGAAGGAAGGCAGGAACUUGGUUAUCAGGGAUCGCUGUGGUACAAGUGACCCGUACGUGAAGUUUAAACUGAAUGGCAAAACCCUCUACAAAAGUAAGGUAGUCUACAAGAACCUCAACCCAGUUUGGGAUGAAACUGUUGUGCUGCCCAUACAGACCCUCGAUCAAAAACUCUGGAUCAAGGUGUACGAUCGUGAUUUAACCUCUUCAGACUUCAUGGGUUCGGCAUCUGUAGCGCUCACUGAACUUGAACUCAAUAGAACUACUGAACAGGUUUUAAAACUGGAAGAUCCCAACAGUUUAGAAGAUGACAUGGGAGUGAUUGUAUUAAACUUGAGUCUAGCAGUCAAGCAAGGAGACUUCAAGAGAAAUAGAUGGUCAAGUCGAAAGAAACGAACUUCAUCCAAGUCAAGUUUCACGCGGAGCUUGCGGCUCUCGGAGUCUCUGCGCAAGAACCAGCUGUGGAACGGGCUGGUCACCAUCACCCUCUUGGAGGGGAAGAACAUGCCCAGAGGGGGCUUGGCAGAGAUUUUUAUUCUCCUCAAACUGGGAGAUCAAAGAUACAAGAGCAAGAGACUGUGUAAGAGUGCAAAUCCUCAGUGGAGGGAACAGUUUGAUUUUCACUACUUCUCUGACAGGAAGGAUAUGUUGGACAUUGAAGUGUGGAGAAAGGAUAACAAAAAACACGAGGAGCUUUUGGGAACGUGCCACGUUGACAUUACUGCCCUGCCAACAAAGCAGACCAACUGCUUGGAGCUGCCUCUGGAAAAACAUCCAGGGUCCCUGCUGAUGCUGAUUGCUGUUGCCCCAUGUACAGGAGUGUCUAUCUCUGAUUUGUGUGUCUGUCCUUUGGGAGACCCCAACGAACGGCAGCAGAUUUCUCAGCGUUAUUGUAUAAAGAAUUCCUUUCGGGACCUAAAGGACGUUGGCUUCUUACAAGUCAAAGUUUUAAAGGCAGUGGACCUGAUGGCAGCAGAUUUUUCAGGCAAAAGUGAUCCUUUCUGUGUCUUGGAGCUGGGAAACGACAUGCUUCAAACACACACCGUUUACAAGAACCUCAAUCCAGAGUGGAACAAAGUUUUCACAUUCCCUAUUAAAGACAUUCACGAUGUUCUGGAAGUGACAGUCUUUGAUGAAGAUGGAGAUAAACCCCCCGAUUUCCUUGGAAAAGUUGCCAUCCCUCUGCUGUCUAUUAGAAACGGUAAACAAAGUUGUUACACACUGAAGAAUAAAGACUUGGAACGUGCUUCAAAAGGAGUCAUUUACUUGGAGCUGGAUGUCUUAUUUAAUCCUAUAAAAGCAAGUAUUAGAACAUUCAAGCCCCGAGAAAAACGUUUUACUGAGGAGAACCGCAAAUUUUCUAAAAAGAUCUUAUCAAGAAAUGUUGAUCGCGUGAAAAAAAUCACCAUGGCAAUAUGGAAUACAAUACAAUUCCUUUGGAGCUGCUUUCUCUGGGAGUCCACGGUGAAGAGCCUGAUAGCAUUUGUGGUGUUUGUGGUCACUGUCUGGACCGUGGAGCUGUACAUGGUGCCCCUGGCUUUGCUGGUGCUCUUUGCAUACAAUUUCUCCCUCGUCACAACAGGGAAGGUCAACAAUGCCCAGGAUGCCCAGGAGCUUAUGGGCUUGGAUGAAGAUGAGGAUGAAGAUGAUAAGGAAUCUGAGAAAAGGGGGCUAAUUGAGAGAAUCCACAUGGUCCAAGAUAUUAUCAUAACUGUUCAAAGCAUCCUGGAAGAAAUAGCAUCGUUUGGAGAGAGGAUUAAAAACACAUUCAACUGGACGGUGCCUUUCCUCUCUGUCCUGGCCUGCUUGGUCCUGGCAGCAGCAACAGUUAUUUUGUAUUUUAUACCACUGAGGUACAUUGUUUUAAUCUGGGGCAUAAAUAAAUUUACUAAGAAGCUUAGAAAUCCCUAUGCCAUCGACAAUAAUGAGCUACUAGAUUUCCUCUCCAGGGUACCAUCUGAUGUUCAAAAGGUAAGUAAUGAAUGGCCACAGCCAACAGAGGCAAGCAGUGACACUGAGAGCGGCUGGGUGCUCCGUUUGGGAAUACAAUGCCAAAGACUUUUGAAUAACAGAGAUAAGGAAUCUGGGGAAAAUCCACAAAGGGAGUGGGGGGAGAGUGUUAGAAGAGAGGGGAGCCAAAAUCCUUUGUCAGAAGGAUAAAAUGAUUGCAGAAAAAUUAUCCUGAAAAGACCUACUUAAAAAUGAUCUGGGAAAUCACUCAGCAUGGUUACUGAGCUAUGGUUUUUGUCACCUUUCUGCUCCGGUAUUUGUACAGAGGGAGGAGAAAAAUAGUCUCUUUGAUAGAGAUAACCAUCCAAAAGGAUUUGCUGAAUUCUCCUUUUUCUCAAGAUAGGGGGAGGAAUGGGGGGAAUUAUUUCUGUGACAUUGUGCUUGAGCUCCAGGCCUCCUUUGGACAAUGCCCUGCUCAUCUUUUUCUUUAAAGAAAACCCUGAAAUGUGUAUAAAAUACUCUACAGUUGAUCAGAUCAAUCUUCUACCAUUAUGGAAUUAUAAGUUUUAAUCUAACCAGAAUCUAUCCUCCCUCAGUUUCAGUCAAGUCUUGUCUCUUCUCCCAUUUCUUUGAAACAACAACAUGGUCUUCAGCAAUCUCGCCUAUCUUCCUGGAAAUUAUUUGAACAAUAAAUCCUUUCGAAUGUCAAGAUCUGUUUAUUUCUCUUGGAGGAGGGAAAAUAGUCUUGCUGGGUAAUGAAGCCACACAAUAUAAAGGGUUGUUUCUUUUGUUUUAGCUAACUGGAAUCUGUGUCCCCAGCCCUGAUCCUGAUGCCCAGGAUCCCUCUGACGUUGUACCUUUCUCUGUGAAUUGUGGCACAUUCCCUGUGAGGUGCUGCACACUGGGAAUGAGGGAAUCACAAUCUCACCUGUAGUGGCUUUAUGCUGGUGGAGACAGAAACUGAAUUGCUCACAUGCAGUGUUGGAAAAAACUUCUGGUGACAUUUAUCUCAAGAGGCCACCAGACUGGUUGGUGGCAGCACUAAUAACUGGAAAGAAAUCUCACCAUGGACUGGUGGGAGGAAGAAGGCUGAGCAAGAACAAUCAUAAAGCCAUUAAGCUUCAGCGUAUUUUUAUUUGUUGCCAUUGCUCUUGUAGAGGCCACUGGAUUUGCAGUGAUGGUUUGCAUAUGCCCUUUAAGUGUUUAUGUUUAAAGAUAAGCUGCUUUUCUAUUUAUGCUUUAUUUAACAUUUACACUUACAACAUUUCCUUGAGUGGUUUCUAUCAUACUGAGAUCCUUUGAGCUCUCCAAGGAAAAUGAUCACCAUUUUCUAUGGGAGGAAUGAUAGAAGUUCCUUGGAUGGGACAAACCUUGGAGUUUUCCACUAGUGCUGAAAAUAGUGACAGCCACACACUUCAAGGACAAGUCAUCCAUGGAAGCUCCAAAGCCCCUCUGUGUGCUUUGUUUUAAGUGCUAUCAAUGCAUCAGCAUUUCACUGGGGUUCUGCAGUGAGUUAGAAAUUACUCCUGUCUGUACAGUACCCAUUUACAAACACAUCUGUUGGACAAAAGACAGAGGAGGAGUGGAAAAGAUGGCUUGUUCAGCCAAAUUUUCCCCAUGAUUUCAGUGGGAAUACUUUUGUCUCACUAAACAGACAAUUUGGAGAAAACACCAUCGUUGACAGUUUACCACACACGUUUUAGUCAUUAUACUGUGUAUGAAUUUGUUUUUAAAGGUGGAAGCAGCUUUGUCCAGGUUCUGUUUGGGAGAAUACUUUCCCUUUUUUUGAAAUUAUUAAGUAGUUCAGCAUCUUAGGGUCUGUGUAUGGUUUUGACAACUGUCAUCUUACUGUCUGUUGGGAUCCACUUGAAUUGAGACUCCUGAGAGAAGUUUAUUAAACUAAUAGGUUAAUGCCAGAAAGAUAAGAAAAACAACUCCCAAACCAAAACAAACCCCAAAGAUUGCUGAAAUCAGGUAGAACCCCAUGUAUCUCAUUAGAAAAACCUGCUUUUAAUAUUUUCGUUUCAAGAAAUGAUGCAUGACUUCUCAAAUCCUUCCUGCAAUUAAUCCCCCAUGUUCCUGUGUUUAGAAAAAUGAUUCAUUACUUUUGAACCUUCCUUGGUUUCCCUCGGCGUGUCCCGGGGGAGCCAUUAACACACGCUGCAGUGAGCUAGAGUUACCUAAGUGCAAACGUCAUGCCUGUUUGUUUUUACAGGUGCAGCAGGCUGAGCUGAGGCCGUGCAGCAGCUCCAGCCCCAUCAGGAGGAAGCGGAGCGCGCUGUAGGAUGCGGCGGGGUUGGGGAGCGCAGCACCUCCCUCCCCGUGCACACACUGCACCCCUCCCCUCCUUCUCGCCUCAGAACAACACUAGAGUCACUGCCACAGCCUUCCUCCUCCUUGGAAGAUGUGGGUUUUGAUAAACACACCUGUCUCGGGUUGCUUUUCCGGGUUGUCUUUUUUUGGUGUGGAAUCCCAAAAAAGAGCAAGGCGAAAUGUGAAUUAGUUGGUGGGAUGGGGAGGAGAAUGGGAGAGGAUGGUGCAACUGCACCUUUUCUUUUUCUUUUAUUUUUUUACCCCCCUUUGAUUGCAGAGACAAGGCUGGAUGUGGCAGCACUCCCUGUGUUAUGUAGGAAGAGAUAAUUCUGCUUAGUGUAGCAGAUCAGCUGAGCUGAUGUGAGGAGAUGCUCUGCACCAGUUUUUAACAUAUCCAACAGAUUUACAUUAAGAUAUGAAAGCUAUUCUUUUCUGAGUUAAAUCACUGUGCCUAGAAAGGUUUAAGCUCUGAAUUAACGAGUCUUUGAUACCCAUCUUCUGUUCAAGCAGUGUACAUUUUAAAAAGUUUUUUAUCAUAAUUAGCAGAAAGAGCUAGGAGCUCCAAGAGUAUCUCAAUAUUUCAUCCAGCACUUGUGGGUUUUUCUUUUUCCUUUUUUUCCCUUUUUUUCUUUUUUUUUUUUUUUUCCUUUUUUUUUUUUAAAGCCUGACUGUGGUUAACUCUUUGUAUACUGGAAUCAUUGAAGAUCCAUUGCUGGCAAUGGAUGCAUGAAAACCUUAUGCCGUGAAAGGAUUAAGAGAAAAGGCUAACUCAGUGACCUGAAAAGACUCUGUUGGCUUGCCUUUUAUAAUUCCAUCUCAUCUGAUAUCUUCAGCAUAGCUGUUUUCCUGUCUAAAUCCAGAGGGGUCAACACUACAGAUCCAAGAGGAAAAAAAAAAAACACUUUAUAGCCUUAAAGAAGCAAGUGUUUGUGCAGAAGGAGAGCAAGUGUCCAAAGAAGUGGUUGUGCAAUAGUGUGCAGGCUUUGGUCCACCACUGAUGUCUUCUUGCAGUCUUUCCUGGUGGUUCACAAGGAGAGGACCCAAAAGUAAAGUGAAGUGGAAACAGAAUGGAAAGACAGAAGAAAAGACCCCAUUUUGUGUUCUGUGGAGAAUGUGAUUUCUUGCUUGCUUACCAAUCUUUCAGCAAUUGUGCAUUUGCUUUAUGUAUUUCAGAAAGCCAGCAUUAGUGAGAUUGCUUGACUGGGAAAACUAAAACACGGAAUCAUGUGUAAAAUCUGCUUAAUUUUGGUGAUACUACAGCCCUCGGUCCUUUAGGUGCUGUGGGACAUUUUGGGAGUGACUUGUCACCACAAGUCAUUGGCAGCACAAGAGCUGGAGUUGUUUCUUAUGAUUCCAGGCAGGAUUACCACCAGCAUUCCCUGGGGUAAUUGACAGUACAAAGAAAUAUAGAAACCUGAGAGAAAGCGUUUUUUGGAAAAAAAAAAAAAAAAAAAAGCUUUGAAAGCCAUCUAAUAAAAGGUAAAAUGGUUAAAACCUUGCUUAUGGAUUGGUGAUCCAGAUGGAAUUGUGUGUGAUUCCAUAGCACAA